AUGGAUAUAGAAUGGGCAAAGGACGGUGGCUUAGGCAAAUUAUUCGUCGUCCAAGCACGUCCAGAAACAGUCCAGGCCCGUCGUGAAGCCGGCGUCUUCAAAAUAUACAGUAUCGGCAAGAAGGGUCGUCUUCUCACUAGAGGGCUGUCCGUCGGAGAGGCCAACGUCACUGGCCGUCUUUGCCUCAUCGAAACAGCUAGGGAUAUCGACAAAUUAUUGACGGCUCAAUCUUGUCGUGAGCUCGGUGUCCCUGCGGUCGUGGGCACCGGCAAUGCCACAUACGUCCUUCACACAGGCCAAGAUGUUACUGUUUCCUGCGCAGAAGGCGAUGAAGGUUUUGUCUACGAAGGGAUCGCUGAUAUCACUACCAAAGAGCUGGACAUCACCGGUCUUUCACCAACCCGUACGAAAGUCAUACUCAACCUGGCCAGUCCCGCAUCCGCCUAUCGCUGGUGGAGACUCCCGGCUGAUAUCAUCGGUCUUGCACGCAUGGAAUUCGUUGUCAGUAGUCACAUUCAAGUGCAUCUAAUGGCACUUGUUCGCUUUGACCACCUGAAGAAUGAAAAGGCCAAGAGAGAAAUUGCCAGACUGACCGUAGGCUACGCGGAUAAGCUAGAGUAUUUCGUUGAUAAGCUUGCACGAGGACUGGCCUGUCUGUGUGCGGCAGUCUAUCCUAAGCUAGCAAUUAUCCGUUUAAGUGACUUCAAGACCAAUAAAUAUGCUAGUCUUAUAGGAGGAGAAGAGUUUGAGCUAAAAGAAGAAAACCAAAUGCUGAGAUUUCGUGGUGCCUCACGUUACUACUCACCGCGGUAUAAAGAAGGAUUCGCGCUCGAAUGUAAAACGAUUAAGCGACUGCGUGAGGAGAUGGGUUUCACGAAUGUUAUUGUUAUGGUUCUAUUCUGCCGUACCGUUGGCGAGGCGGCAAAGGUGCUUGAAGUUAUAGCUGAGAACGGAUUGAAGCGCGGUGAGAAUGGGCUGUAG
Fonsecaea multimorphosa CBS 102226 is the source of this 981-nucleotide messenger RNA. RefSeq lists its product as uncharacterized. Gene Ontology annotation, molecular function: pyruvate, water dikinase activity. The transcript is spliced from 2 exons. Gene Ontology annotation, biological process: phosphorylation; pyruvate metabolic process. Bases 1 to 981 code for a protein of 326 amino acids. NCBI's taxonomy places the organism in Eukaryota, Fungi, Ascomycota, Eurotiomycetes, Chaetothyriales, Herpotrichiellaceae. The record is from RefSeq and is a predicted model, not a curated record.